AUGCCCAUCAAGACGAAGGGUAAAAUAUACAAGUCCGUAGUCAGACCAGCCAUGCUGUAUGACACCGAAUGCUGGACCACCAAUAAGGUACACGAAAACCGAUUGCAUGUAAAUGAAAUGAAAAUGCUGAGGUGGGCCGGUGGUGUCACGCGGCUGGAUAAGGUCCGGAACGACUACAUACGGGGCACAUUUAAGACCGCUUCUAUUACCGACAAGCUGAAGGAGGGCAGAUUGCGAUGGUUUGGCCACGUCAUGCGACGAGAAGACACCCACACCGUCCGCAAGGUGCUCGAUACCCCCAAUCCAUCCAGAGGAAGAGGAAGACCGCCCGCCUCGUGGUGGUCCAAUGUCCAGAGAGACCUCAAGCAACUGUCACCAACCACGACAACCCGGGACAGAGCGUCCUGGCGCCGAGCCAUAAGGAGGCCCGACCCCAACUAG
Molecule: messenger RNA, 441 nt
Organism: Leguminivora glycinivorella
Lineage: Eukaryota; Metazoa; Arthropoda; Insecta; Lepidoptera; Tortricidae
Exons: 1
Coding region: 1-441 (146 amino acids)
Source: RefSeq, a predicted model, not a curated record